This is a messenger RNA of Erinaceus europaeus (western European hedgehog), 2802 nucleotides long. It is a transcript of the gene RAD54L, whose product is annotated as RAD54 like. Gene Ontology annotation, biological process: double-strand break repair via synthesis-dependent strand annealing; reciprocal meiotic recombination. Gene Ontology annotation, cellular component: nucleus. The coding region runs from base 553 to 2796 and encodes 747 amino acids. NCBI's taxonomy places the organism in Eukaryota, Metazoa, Chordata, Mammalia, Eulipotyphla, Erinaceidae. The record is from RefSeq and is a predicted model, not a curated record. The transcript has 18 exons. Gene Ontology annotation, molecular function: ATP-dependent chromatin remodeler activity; ATP binding; DNA translocase activity.
CCGCGCGGCGGGAGGUUCGAUUGACCGGGCCUGGCGGGGCCGGAGGCGCGGUGGUGGCUGUUAACGCGCGCUAGGUGUAGAGAGAACGUCCCACCGGGUGCUUGGGCGGCCACUCCUCUCUGCUGCUUUUGUCACCCUGUCUGGUCUGCCAGCUCAAGUAUUCUGCUUGUCUUACUUGGAGUCCUGCUCGGCUGACCCUCUGCCGGCCUGGCUUCCGCACUCCGAACCUGGGAACCCCCUUCCUUGGGACUGGCGCCCCGCCUUCCGCGAGGCCGCGGGCUUUCCUGCGUGCGCUCCCCGGCCGGCCCGCUCUCUCCCGCCCGCGCCCGCCGGCUCCUUCCUUCUGCUCCGACGUUUCCUCUUUCGCCCGCCUUCUCGCCCCAGCUAACUGGAGACACUGCGGACCCAGACUCCAGCUCCGGGCUGGAUCCCCUCCUUCACGUUGACUCCUAGCCGUCCAUCUUUACGAGACCUUGGGCCUGCAUCCUCAGCCGCUGGGCGACUUCGACCCUUGGCUGAUGGGACUGGACGUUGUAUGCACCUGGGCCCAGGAUGAGGAGAAGCCUAGCUCCCAGUCAGCUAGCCAAGAGAAGACCAGAAGGGGGACCCUCUGCUGACGGAGACUGGCGUCCUGGAGCUGUGACUCCUAAGAAAAGAAAAUCCAACCGUGAAACCCAGAGCCAAGAGUGUUUCCUUUCUCCUUUUCGGAAACCUUUGACCCAACUAACAAAUCAACCACCCUGUCUGGACAGUAGUCAACAUGAAGCAUUUAUUCGAAGCAUUUUAUCAAAGCCUUUCAAAAUUCCAAUUCCAAAUUAUCAAGGUCCUCUGGGCUCUCGAGCAUUGGGCCUAAAAAGGGCUGGGGUCCGUCGGGCCCUCCAUGACCCCCUGGAAGAAGGUGCCUUGGUACUGUAUGAGCCUCCAUCACUGAGCGCUCAUGACCAGCUGAAGUUGGACAAGGAAAAACUCCCUGUCCAUGUGGUUGUUGAUCCUAUUCUCAGUAAGGUUUUGCGGCCUCAUCAGAGAGAGGGGGUGAAGUUCCUGUGGGAGUGUGUCACCAGUAGGCGCAUCCCUGGCAGCCAUGGCUGUAUCAUGGCCGAUGAAAUGGGACUGGGCAAGACACUGCAGUGCAUCACACUGAUGUGGACGCUUCUGCGCCAGAGUCCAGAGUGCAAGCCAGAAAUUGACAAGGCAGUGGUGGUGUCGCCCUCCAGCCUUGUGAAGAACUGGUACAAUGAAGUUGGGAAAUGGCUUGGAGGAAGGAUCCAACCUCUAGCCAUUGAUGGAGGCUCUAAGGAAGAGAUCGAUAAAAAACUGGAAGGAUUCAUGAACCAGCGUGGAGCCAGGGUGCCUUCUCCUAUUCUCAUCAUCUCCUACGAAACAUUCCGCCUACAUGUUGGAAUUCUCCAGAAAGGGAGUGUUGGACUAGUCAUAUGUGAUGAGGGACACAGGCUCAAGAACUCUGAGAAUCAGACCUACCAAGCCCUGGACAGCUUGAAUACCAGUCGGCGUGUGCUCAUCUCUGGGACUCCCAUCCAGAAUGAUCUCCUUGAGUACUUUAGCUUGGUACAUUUUGUAAAUUCAGGCAUUCUGGGAACUGCCCAAGAGUUCAAGAAACAUUUUGAGUUGCCAAUUUUGAAGGGUAGGGAUGCAGCUGCCAGUGAGGCUGACCGCCAGCUAGGAGAAGAACGACUGAAGGAACUCAUCAGCAUAGUAAAUAGGUGCUUGAUACGAAGAACAUCUGAUAUACUUUCUAAAUAUUUACCUGUGAAAAUCGAGCAAGUAGUGUGUUGCAGGUUGACAUCUCUUCAGUCUGAAUUAUACAAGAGGUUUCUGAGACAGGCCAAACCAGCAGAAGAGUUACAUGAGGGCAAGAUGAGUGUGUCUUCACUUUCUUCUAUCACUUCACUAAAGAAGCUGUGUAAUCAUCCAGCCCUAAUCUAUGACAAAUGUGUGGAAGGAGAGGAUGGCUUUGAAGGUGCCUUGGACAUAUUCCCUCCUGGUUAUAGCUCCAAAGCUCUAGAACCUCAGCUGUCAGGUAAGAUGCUGGUCCUUGAUUACAUUCUGGCGGUGACUCGCAGCAGCAGCAGUGACAAAGUCGUGCUGGUGUCCAAUUACACUCAGACAUUGGACCUUUUUGAGAAGCUGUGCCGAGCCCGAAGGUACUUGUAUGUUCGUUUGGAUGGCACGAUGUCUAUUAAGAAGCGAGCUAAAGUUGUGGAGCGUUUCAACGAUCCAUUGAGCCCUGACUUUGUUUUCAUGCUGAGCAGUAAAGCUGGGGGCUGUGGCCUCAAUCUCAUUGGGGCUAAUCGACUGGUAAUGUUUGACCCUGACUGGAACCCAGCCAAUGAUGAACAAGCCAUGGCCCGAGUCUGGCGUGAUGGCCAGAAGAAGACCUGCUAUAUCUAUCGCCUGCUGUCUACAGGAACCAUUGAGGAAAAGAUCUUUCAGCGCCAAAGCCACAAGAAAGCACUGAGCAGCUGUGUGGUGGAUGAGGAACAAGAUGUAGAGCGGCACUUUUCGCUGGGUGAACUGAAGGAGCUCUUUACCUUGGAUGAGUCUAGUCUCAGUGACACACAUGACAGGUUGCGUUGCCGUCGCUGUGUCAACAACCGUCAGGUUUGGCCGCCCCCUGAAGGUUCUGACUGCACCUCAGACCUUGCUCAGUGGAAUCAUAGCACUGAUAAGCGGGGACUCAAGGAUGAGGUACUCCAGGCUGCCUGGGAUGCUUCCUCCAGUACCAUCACUUUUGUCUUCCACCACCAUUCCCAUGAGGAGCAGCGGGGUAUCCACUGAUCUGAU